Molecule: messenger RNA, 329 nt
Organism: Monodelphis domestica (gray short-tailed opossum)
Lineage: Eukaryota; Metazoa; Chordata; Mammalia; Didelphimorphia; Didelphidae
Source: RefSeq, a predicted model, not a curated record
AAUCAUGAGCUUCUUAAAAUUUAUGAUGCAAAAGAAAGAACUUAUUCCUUUAAUCACAUUUGUGAGUUUUGCAGGACUUGGAGCUACCUACAUGUCCGUAUAUUCCCUUUUCAAAACUGAUGUGAUUGUUAACAGGAAGAAAAAUCCAGAACAAUGGGAAAACGUGAAUCCUCAUGAGGCUCAAAAGCUUUUAACAAUUCACCAAAAGUGGGAACCUGUGGAAGAGUUGAGCACAGUCAAACAGUUGACCAAAUGAGGAAUCUCUCCUACAAGUCCACUCUGAGAAUCUAGCGGAAACAUCUCUGCACAAACUAGACUACUGAUACCAG